GAGAUCACGCCCCAGAUCCAACCUUUGGUCGGAUGCGAGCGCGAACGCCAUGGGGAUAGCCCUGGAAGAGGGGGCUGGAAGCGAAAAUGGCGCGUCAGCCUUGACCGAGUAUAAGAUCUAUGUGGACCUUUUGUUGAAACCUUUGUCGCUGGAUGUCAUGCGUCAAGCCAUCUGCAAGCAGGGUUCAGGCCGACGCGCCUUAGAGCUGUGUUUGGAGCAGUUCAUUCAGCAGCUCAGGCCCUUCGUCCCCGGUUGCGACGACCGCAAGCUGAGCCGCGCCUGCUUGCGACGUGCCCAGCGGAUUGAACAGCAGAUUCUGCAGCUGGGAGAGCAGCUGUUCUCGGCUGAAUUCCUUGGAUCUCUGCUGACCCCAGAUGACUUGCAUGGCAUCUGGCACGGCUUCGUGGCGAUGCGCGGAUGGCGAGAUGGCCGGGUGCCACAAGACUUCCCGCGGUGUUUAGCGUCCUCAAGCCCCAACACGUUGCACUUAGCAGCCCGAUAUGAUACCUUGCGGGGAUGGCGCGGUGUCGUCACGCUUGGUCAGCGGCCAUAUUUGCGGCUUGGCAUUGAUUCGAGCACGAAACAGCUGAUCAACAUGUUACACCAAGCUGAAAUUGAGAUCAAGGACAAGGACCUUGAGAUCAAGGACAAGGAGAAGGCCCUUGAGAUCAAGGACAAGGAGAAGGAGAAGGCCCUUUUGAAGAAGGACCUGGCCCAGCUGGAGAAGGACCUUCACCGGAUGACUGCAGAGAAGCUACACGGGGAGGCACGGUACGCUUCCAUCCUGUGCAACCCAUUUUUGCUGGAAGAGGGUUUACUAAAACUAUAUCCAAAAUUGUCCCUGACAGAAGGGUACAAAAAGUUUUCUCCAAAUCUCCUCAAAGCUCAGAAGAAAGGAAGGCCCACUAUGACACCAAGCGCAAAGCAGAUUCUCCAAAACCUCACCCAAGUCUCCAGACAUGCUGCUCAGCAACGUGAUGUUGUGAAAGAUCUCCAAGACCUUGUGCAUGAGCUUUCCAAGGAUAUUCACUAUCCAGAGCUCAAGAGGACAGGCUUUCUAUGCGGUGGGAAACAACCGCUUGGUGCAGCAGUCGCAGUGGCGCUCUGUGAGCUACAGGCAAAAAAGGCGCUUGACAUGAACAUUACAUACGUGGAUGGGAAGUUCAAAGAAGGUGCUUUGCUGAGUGCUGGCUUGGUGCUGCCGAUAGUAUAGAGAGGAUGCAGAGAACUUCUUG
This is a messenger RNA of Cladocopium goreaui, 1235 nucleotides long. Lineage: Eukaryota; Dinophyceae; Suessiales; Symbiodiniaceae. The record is from the annotation of a GenBank genome assembly.